Messenger RNA from Peronospora matthiolae, 2595 nucleotides. The record is from the annotation of a GenBank genome assembly. Lineage: Eukaryota; Oomycota; Peronosporomycetes; Peronosporales; Peronosporaceae.
AUGGACUCGUCUCUGUUUACCGCCGCUCGCAUUAACAAGUUCUCCGGAACAAACUUCCAUGUGUGGAAGUUCAAGAUGCAAAUGGUGCUGGAGGAGCGAGACCUGUGGGACGUCGUGAGCGGCGAGGUCAAGAUCGAGCACUGCACAAGUACUUUGGACCAAGCGACGUUCAAGCGAAAGUCGCGAAAGGCGCUAGCGAUAAUCUGUCUUGCGAUGGAGGAUUCGCAGUUGCCACUGGUUCGCUCGGCGAAGGACGCGUAUGAUGCAUGGUCACGUCUGGAAGGACACUACGAGAAGAAAAGCUUGGCUAAUAAGCUCUUCCUUCGUCGCCGGUUCUUCACGACAAUGAUGGGAGAAGGUGAUGACGUGCUGGAGCACAUCAACAGACUCAAGACUCUGGUGGAGCAAUUGGACGCAGUCGGUGCUCCGGUCAGUGAGGACGAUUUGGUCAUCACGCUUCUGGCCAGCCUUAGCGAGUCGUACCAGUUCCUGAUAACAGCAUUGGAGUCGAGAGCCGACUCUCUGUCGUGGGAACUAGUGACGUCUCGGCUAUUGCAUGAAGACAUGAAGCGCAAGGAGCAAGGUGGCGGAAUCGAAGGAGCCGCGCACGGUCAAGCUCAAGCAUUCAUGUCAAGAGACAACAAGCGCAAGGCUCGACCGGCUAAGAAGACCGGUGCGUGCCACAAUUGUGGAAAGCAAGGACAUUGGAUUGCCGAAUGCCCCUCGCGCAUCCAGGAAGACGCUGAUCGACACAGGUACCAGCGUGCAAACAUCGCGCAAGAACCGGAGCUUGGCGAUUACCUGUUCUCGGUUGGUGGUGGCAAGACCAAGUCGAGUUACAUGUGGCUGGUCGAUUCAGGGGCGACGCAGCACAUGACAAGUUCGAAAGAGUUCAUGAGGAACUACAAGGACUUUGGACCAGUAGAUGUGCAUCUUGCUGAUGAUGGAGUUGUACAAGCGAUUGGAAAGGGUGACAUUGUCAUGUCAAUGAUGACUCGUCAGGGCGUCAAGAAGGGUGUGCUCACAAAUGUGUGGCAUAUCCCAAAGUUAUCUCGAAACUUAUUUUCCGUUGGAAGAUUCAUCAAGGACGUGGGGCCUGUCACCUUUGAAGUCGAUGGUUGCUUCGCGGAAACGAAGGGUUUCAAGUGGAAACUAGGCGCUCUAGAAGGAAAGGGAUUGUUCAAGCUUUGUAUGACACCGGUGCUUCCUGACGAGGUCAAUGUGGCGAGUCCAAUAAACUUCAAAGGAGACAACACUUCCUACCUUUGGCAUCUUCGACUUGGCCACAUUGGUCAUGGUGGUCUAGAUGCCAUUGUCAAGAAAGAUUACGGCAGUGGAAUCGGCAUGAAGUCUGUGCAGAAGUGGGAGUUUUGUAAAGGAUGCGCACUUGGCAAACAAACACGUGUGAGCUAUAUGCCCAAGUCACCCGACCGAGCACGUAUGUUGCUGGAGGUCAUUCACAGCGAUGUGUGUGGCCCCAUGAAAACUCCUACCUUCAGUGGAAAACGAUACUUCGUGACUUUCAUUGACGAAUACUCGCACUACUGUGUGGUGUAUCUGCUUCAAAACAAGUCUGAAGUAGCGACCAAGUUCGCUCAAUUUGUUGCGUUGGCGGAAACCCAAACUGGCAAACGUGUGAAGACUCUUCGAAGCGAUAAUGGUGGUGAGUACACUUCCAGAACGAUGUCCAAGUUCUGUGCGGACCAUGGUAUCAUGCAGAAAUUCACGCCGCCUUACACUCCUCAAUUGAACGGUGUCGCCGAGCGAAUGAAUCGGACAUUAGUGGAAAGCGCUCGUUGCAUGAUGGAACAUGCUGAGUUAUCCAAGUCGUAUUGGGGUGAGGCAGUCAUGACUGCGAACUUCCUACGUCUUCGCUGUCCAAGUCGUUCAACAAGUCACGACAAGUCACCCUACGAAGUAUGGAGUGGUAAGAAACCUAUACUUGCAAACCUGAAGGUGUUCGGUUGUCAUGCAUACGUGCAUGUGCCCAAGCCAAAGCGGUCCAAGCUCGAUGCAAGAUCGAUUCAGUGUCGGUUCAUUGGAUACUCCGACCAUGAAAAAGCGUACCGUUUCGAGGAGAUCAAGAGUCGUCGUGUACUGGUCAGUCGCGACGCACAGUUCAUGGAGAAUGUUUUCGACAGUGGGAGACGCGACUAUGUGCAAGAUGGAGCCGUCGUCGAAGAAGAAGCUUUUAUGGAAGAUGAGGAUGUACCUAUGGAGGACUACUCCUCUCAUGACACCAGCAACAUGAAUUUUGAAGAGGCUACAAUGGAUGGCGUUGAUGAACCCGGCGUUAAGAGACACCAACGCACACAGUCGCUCGAGGCCUUGGCCAACGCUCCUGAUGCGAAACGUCGAGCUCGAUACCUUACCAUGGCCGAGAUGUCUGCGACUGCUGAUACCAGUCACUCUGUUGAGACUGCCUACGUCGUGGAUUCAGUGGGAGAUUUACCAAGGACAUUCAAGUCAGCAAUGGAAUCCAGCGACGCAGUCAAGUGGAAAGAGGCUUGUGACUCCGAAAUAAAUUCCCUUCGUCAAAAUGAGACCUGGAAUCUCGUGCCGCUUCCACAGGGACGCAAGGCAAUUGGUAAUUGA